This is a messenger RNA of Morone saxatilis (striped sea-bass), 1545 nucleotides long. RefSeq lists its product as uncharacterized. The transcript has 6 exons. Bases 225 to 935 code for a protein of 236 amino acids. Lineage: Eukaryota; Metazoa; Chordata; Actinopteri; Moronidae. The record is from RefSeq and is a predicted model, not a curated record.
CAAAGUGAAAGCGAUGCUCUCACUGGGAGUGUCCUCCCCGACCCUGUGUCAGUGUUUGUUCAAGGUUUUGGCUCUUGGUCUGCGCUGUAUUAUUAGAGCUACGGGUUACGCUUAAAUGGCUUAAAACAAUCCUUGCUAUUUAUAUCUGCGGAGAGUUUCGUCUUUCCUCUGACUGGUUGAACGCUGCGGAAUCUGAAACAAGAAGCGCUAAAAAAAAAAAAAAAAUGCAUUUUCUUGGCAUUCUUGUGCUAAUGCUGUGCGACCUAACGCUGGGGUUUCCUGCUCCAAUAGAUACCAUCAUAGUGCAGGUCCAGCAGUGGGGAGUGGUGGGUGCUCAGCGGGUCGUGGACCAGGUCCUUCUCAACGGGGUCUCUCUUACUGGCACAAGCCAGGAAGUUGACAACAUUGUCCAAACCAUGUCAGCUGAUGCUCUCCCCCAAACUCUCAUUAGUCUCAACAAGACAUCACCAAUGAUUAAUCUCACCGUCCUUCGUUCCCGGGAAUGCAUACUGGAGGGGUCUCAGCUGCACUGGAACGACCGUGUGUUCUGUGAUGGGAAGCUCUAUCUGACUCUGGACCACACUGACACGUGGACGGCCCAUGUACCACAAGCACUGGCCCUCAAAGCGUUGUGGGACCAGGAGGUGCAGCGGACCAGGACGGACAGGAUCCACCUUCAGGAGGGAUGCAUCAAACUAAUGAGUGAACUGAGGCUGUCAGAGGAGCAAUUAGUUCAAGGGACUCUUUUGCCUCAGUUUCUGAUCCCAGUCUCGUCACUUCUUCUCUUUAUUGGACUUAUCAUGAUCAGCCUCCUCCUUUCUAAAAAGCUGGGUUUGAGGCACCCUGGAGGUGUUCUUGGCUCUGUUAUACAUUACCCCCCGGACAUGACUAAAAUGUCUCCAGAGAUAAAAGACAACGGUUAUCGUACCCUGUAAUUCAAAGCUCCACUCUCUGAUUCAACACAUUAUGUGUGUGUGUGUGUGUGUGUGUGUGUUGCUUUAUGAAUGUGCAACAGGAGGUUGCCAACGGAAGACAAUGUGAAACAUGUGAUCUGGAUUUCAAACCACAGUCUUUUAUGCACUUUAAUUCCUGUAUUGUAUGGUUGUUUUUAAUGCAUAUAAUUUCAAACCAUUGUGCAUAUAUACACACACCAACGUGUACAAAUAAUUGCCUGCAGCAAUAUGCAAGCUUCUUUUGCACAAUUUAAUAACUAUAAGGGCAGAUGUUUUCACGUGUCAGAAUUUCUUCAUGAAGCUAUUUAAGUAAAUAAUUUAUAUUGAAAUGUAGCAUAAAAAUGUUCUAUUUCAACCACAAACAGUAAUGCAAGCUAAUACAGACAGUGUCACAAAUAUCUUAACAAACUCUGCCAAACACUGGAUGGACAAUGUGUGUCCAACUGUGCUGUAUUGUUGUUUGGUCUGAGAUACCUUCCUCAUUGUUAAAUAUUUUUUUUAUUUAUUUGUAAAAUUCUGCAUUGUUGUGAUUGAUGUAGAUUUCCCCCCUAUUAUUUGUUCGUGUACAGAAAAUUUCCAAUUAAAGAUACUU